Messenger RNA from Lemur catta (Ring-tailed lemur), 1008 nucleotides. It is a transcript of the gene DPPA4, whose product is annotated as developmental pluripotency associated 4. The transcript is spliced from 7 exons. Gene Ontology annotation, biological process: system development. The record is from RefSeq and is a predicted model, not a curated record. Gene Ontology annotation, cellular component: nucleus. NCBI's taxonomy places the organism in Eukaryota, Metazoa, Chordata, Mammalia, Primates, Lemuridae. The coding region runs from base 1 to 951 and encodes 316 amino acids. Gene Ontology annotation, molecular function: chromatin binding.
AUGGAAAAUCCAAGAGGCAAAGAGUGGAACUCCACAGAGAAGUCCAGGGAGGAAUGUGGACAUUCUAACUCUGAACAAGAGCCAGCAGAAACUAGAGAGGAUCAGCAGGCUGCCAAUCAACAAAGCACAGUGUUACCGGGAACCUCAACGAAGAAGGGGACCAAACGAAAAAUGUCUGCCAAGCAUAAGGAAGAGUCCGGCCGAAAGAAGGCAGCAGAACACAAUGACGAUUCCAAACCCCGAAAGAAGAUACCAAUUCCUCCCUUACCUUCUCAGCUGCCACCAGUUAAUCUGCUGCACCGGGACAUUGUACGGGCCUGGUGCCAACAAUUAAAGCUAAGCAGCAAAGGCCAGAAAUUGGACGCAUAUAGGCGAUUGUGUGAACAUGCAUAUCCAAAUCAAAAGGAUAUUCCUUGCACAGCGAAGGAGGCCAAGAUCCGGGUAUCAUCACAAAGAAAAUCAAAUGUGCACAAGAAGGAAGCCUCCCAGAAAAGUUCAGAGCAAAGGGUGUGUCGUGAGGGGACUGACCUUCCUGCAGUAGGUCCCCCCCUUGAGGAGGGGUUGCCUGCGCUAGAGUCUGCCUCUCUUCUGGAGGGAGUUAACACGGUUGUGGUGACGACUUCUGCCCCGGAGGCUUUGUUGGCCUCCUGGGCCAGAACUGCUUCAAGGGCUGGGUCAUCCUCAGAGGCAGUGGAAUCUCCACAGGAGAACUGUGAUGUCAGGUGGUGUGUGGUCCAUGGGAGAAGUCUCCCUGCAGACACAGAUGGUUGGGUUCACCUACAAUUCCAUGCCGGACAAGCUUGGGUGCCCGAAAAGCAGGGAGGGAGAGUGAGUGCGCUCUUCUUGCUUCCUGCCUGCAAUUUUCCACCCCCACAUCUUGAAGACAACAUGUUGUGUCCCAUGUGCGUUCACAGGAACAAGGUCUUAAUAAGAAGUCUACAAUGGGAGUAGAAUACCAGAAAAAAGGACACAUCUAUGAUUGUAAAUUAAUGGCAGAAAAGCUUGACA